AUGAAAAUGAUCAUCAUGUUAUAUAACCUAGGGGACCAAAUCUAUGUUUGGACGAACCGAGUAAAGGUCGGACCUUAUCACAACCCUCACGAAACAUACGAUUAUUUUACGCUUCCGUUCUGCAGACCGAAUCUACCGAGUUCGCUCUCUGCUAAACGUGGAGGAUUUUCGGAAAUUCUGGAAGGAACGAUUCUCCAAAACUCGGGAAUUAUCUUUGCAUUCAAGGUAGACGCUUUGCGCACUACCCUUUGUACAGUCUCGUUUGACACGGAACAAGUCUAUCAGAUGCAAAUGGCAAUUGCGAACCAUUACUGGUACCAACUCGAUGUGGAUGGUCUUCCCAUCUGGGCCAAGGUCGGCGAUUUAGACAUCAGCGACGAGAAAUUCGAAGAAAUCGAGCGUGCCGGCGUACGAUUCGUAAUGCGAGUUUAA
Blastocystis hominis is the source of this 432-nucleotide messenger RNA. RefSeq lists its product as hypothetical. The transcript has 6 exons. Gene Ontology annotation, biological process: protein localization to membrane. The record is from RefSeq and is a predicted model, not a curated record. NCBI's taxonomy places the organism in Eukaryota, Bigyra, Opalinata, Blastocystidae. Bases 1 to 432 code for a protein of 143 amino acids. Gene Ontology annotation, cellular component: membrane.